AUGCCAAGUGCAACUCAGGAAAGAAAUGAAGCCAAGGAGUACUAUGAAUUGUCUAGAGAAGGAGAACAACCUUUAUAUGAAGGGUGUAGACGAUAUUCAAGACUAUCUUUUUUGGUUAAGUUGUACCAUAUAAAGUGUUUAUGUGGAUUGUGUGAGAAGUCAAUGACAAUGAUUUUAGAGUUAAUAAAAGAUGCAUUUGAAUAUGCAAACAUUCCAAGUUCGUUCUAUGAAGCCAAGAAAUCAAUCAUAAAACUUGGUUUGAAUUAUGUAAAGAUAUCUGCAUGUCCAAACGGUUGUAUGCUUUAUUGGGGGAAAGAUGAAGAGAGGGAGACUUGCAAAAAUUGUAACACUUCAAAAUGGAAAACAAAUGAAGAUGUCUCUGUUAACAAGAAAUAUAAGAAAAUUCCUGCCAAGGUUCUUCGUUAUUUUCCAUUAAAACCUAGAUUACAGAGAUUAUUUUUGUCAUCAAAGAAGACCGAGGAUAUGAUAUGGCAUGCAACAGAUACUAACAAUGAUGGAAUGUUGAGGCAUCCUAGAGAUUCAGAAGCUUGGAAGAAAUUUUACUUGACACAUACUUGGUUUUCAUCAGAUCCGCAGUCGUUGCCCAUGUUUAAAUGUGAAUGGGCUAAUACCACAAGCCCAAGAGGAAUUAAAAUAGAUAAGUUGGGUUUUACCUCUAUAAACUUUGCGAGACUACUACAUAAUGGGGAACGUGAAGAUAAUGAGCCAUACAUUCAAGCAUCAGAAGCUCAGAUGGUUUUUUAUGUGGAUGAUGAGAGUGAACAAGGAUGGAGCAUACAUGUUCAUUUGAAGCCAAGAGACUUGUAUGAUAUGGGUGGAAAUGAUGAAAUUAUAACACCCAUUGAGCCAUAUCCAUCACAAAAUUUGGAACAAAUUUUUUCGAAUGAUGAUCUUGGAACUUUAUCGGCAAAUGAUGACAAUAAUUAA
This is a messenger RNA of Vicia faba (fava bean), 948 nucleotides long. NCBI's taxonomy places the organism in Eukaryota, Viridiplantae, Streptophyta, Magnoliopsida, Fabales, Fabaceae. The record is from the annotation of a GenBank genome assembly.